Morchella importuna is the source of this 1851-nucleotide messenger RNA. RefSeq lists its product as uncharacterized. The record is from RefSeq and is a predicted model, not a curated record. Lineage: Eukaryota; Fungi; Ascomycota; Pezizomycetes; Pezizales; Morchellaceae. Bases 1 to 1851 code for a protein of 616 amino acids. The transcript has 7 exons.
AUGGCUCCCACCAAGCGCCCCUCCGGUUCAGCACCUCUUGCCCGAAAGCGCCCACGACUCCCAAAACGACCUGAAGAACAUGAAGAUUUACUGACUGACGAGUCUGAAAUAUCUUACCGAACAUUGACUCCACUGCCAGGCCGCACUCGGAGUAGUCAAUCGACCACCGCCGCUCAAAUAACUCGGAAAGGUCUUCUCCGUUCCUCCGAAACCCCCACUGGGAGGAGCAGUCCUAGGAGGGUAGAAUUCCAUCUCCCCGAGGAUCAUACUGAUAAUUUUGAAGCGCAGGAGGAGCCUGAGGCAAUUGAGGCGCCAGAGGCAAUUGAGGCGCCAGAGGUGGAAGAAAUAGUUGAUACUAGCCACUCAGACUAUGAUGAUGCUCCGGAGAAUGACCACGAGAGCUCUCAGGAGGAUGAGAAUGAACCGGAGGAUGAACCUCAAGCCCCCCCCCCCAUCUUACACCCAGAAGUCUCAGGCUGUCGGAAAGAGACCUCAUACAGUUCAGCCGACUUCUGCCAGAGCACUGGGCAAUGCUCGGAGGAAACCAACUGGCGCGGUAGCGGAGGUCAUUGCUUCUUCCAAGGUGUCAGUGGACGUGGUACAGGUUUGACUCUAUCUCGCUCAUUGAUGCUUUUUAAAAUGCCCUCUGCACCUGUUUAUGCUCAUGAGUAUACCUCUUCUACGCGCCAUAUCGAUUUUUCCUCGAUGCGCUCUGGAUACGGGGAGUCGUCCCCCACUUACCGGACAUAUCGUUCUUCACCGCCUAGCGAGGUAAUUGGCGAGAACUCUGAGGACGAGAGUACUCCGAUGCCGGAAAGCGAGGGUAUUUUGAUUCCGGGAAGCGAGGUUAGUAUUCCGGAGGACACUCACGACGUCUUUGAGAACACUGGCGACAUUCCUUCGAGCCAAUUGACUCAGAGGUCUGUGGUCCCUAACUCUAGGAGUGCAAAUGUGCUGUCAGUGCAGGCUCAGAGGAUUGAGAAGGAGUGUAGCGUGUUAAUCGGGGAGCAUACUCUGCUACAUGAGCCCUUUCCACCUGCAGCAAGACUUUCGGUACUGGUAGUGAGCAUGUGGGUAACUGCUAGUCGCCGAGUGGGGUGUAGGGUAGACCUUGAUGAGGUUGUUAUUAAACAGGUCAGAAGUCUGCACUCCCGUGUCCGUUCCCACUUGAUGCACGAGGUGAAAGGGCGCCUGGCGGACUCUACGAUAUACGGGCUUGGAGAUUUUGUGGGGCCUGAGGCGAGGGCGGCUCAAGUGGAAUACCUUUUGAAGAAUGAUCGUUUCUUGAGCCCUCAACAGCAUUACGAGACCUACCGACUGCGCUUCCUGGCUCCGGAAAUUAUCGAUAUAUUGUAUUUUAAAUACUUCGAUGGGGUAAGAAUGCGAGGGGUUAGGGAUCCCGAAUUUCUAGAGCGGAUAACCCCUACCCUUAUUUGCCUGAUAUCGACGGCGAUCUGGCACGGCAUUCGGGCGUGGUCAACAGGGAGUUACGUGAAGCCUGAUAAUUUUCAGUCGCAGAAUGAGAGUGUUGUGAAAACGUUCAACAGGAUGAGCAACACUUGGAAGGGGAGAAGUAAACAGAACCAGGAGGCAACCUUGGAGGUAAUCAAAGAUAACCUUCGAGAAAAGGACGAUGAAGCUCGGGCUGCGGAUCUUGCUGCAUUCCGAGAUGCUCGGAGAACACCCACGAGUGCUCCAGGAGGUCGGGUUGAUUCCGACAGCGCCCAGGACGAAGUGAUUAAUGCCCGACUUCGCGGCAUUGGCACCGAAGAGGAGGGGGAGGAGGAAGAAGAAGAGCCGGAAUUACCUGUAGCGGGGGAUUACGAAGGGGGGGUGGAGGAGGAUGUGUAG